UUGAUAAAAUUCAUAAACUUUAGAAGAAAAAUCCGCAAAUAUUCCAGAAAAAAUUCUCAAACUUUAGUACUUUGAAUAUGUUUCAAGCAGCAAAGUACUACAAUGCUCGUGCAGGAUCCGUGCGCCUUAUUGAUCAGAAUAACUAUACUUACACCAAGGAGAAGGAAAUCGGAGCAAAAACAUACUGGACUUGUUCAAAGUACAGGGAUAAGGCAAUACAAUAUUGCUGAUUAUUACGAGGAAGGAGUAUUAAAGUUUACAGAGUCAAUGACUGAGGAUGAGUCUUGGGGAGAAUAUGAGGACGAGAUAAAUGAAUUCAUACACUAUCUAGAGAAGACCUGGAUUGGCCGAAUAUUGGGACGAAGUAAUGCCAGACAAUCACCCAUGUUUAAGUAUGAAAUGUGGUCUAUACAUGUAGAUAUUUUGGAUGGUUCCAAGUUUACAUCUAAUUCUGUUGAAGCAUGGAACAAUGCAUGGAAUUCCUCAUUGGAAAAAAAUGCAUCAGUAUGGAAAGUUGUCCAAGGGUUCCGUCGAGAGGAUGGUAUUGUCAAGGGUAAGCUCAGGGACAUUAUGUUUGGUAACCUACCCUCAGAGGAUGCCAGAAGCAGAGCUGGAGGAAGGAAAUCUAGAGAUUCUCAAGUGCAAACCUUUCUUGGUCACUUGGACAAUAAUAAUAGAUUUGAGAACCUAAAACAUUUAGCCGGGUUCCUACUUGGCAAUGUUCCAGUUCUAUAGAUGUAGCUUAUGUAUAAACUUAUCUGUGUAUAAUCUUUAUGUAAUUGGUACAUUAGUAAUUGUAUAAUUAGAUUAAAUAUAUAUAUUGUUUAUUUUUUUA
Molecule: messenger RNA, 835 nt
Organism: Eurytemora carolleeae
Lineage: Eukaryota; Metazoa; Arthropoda; Copepoda; Calanoida; Temoridae
Exons: 2
Coding region: 103-735 (210 amino acids)
Source: RefSeq, a predicted model, not a curated record